AUGGCAUUUUUAAGGAGGAUGAUCAAGAAAGCUCCACUAAUUGCUCCACUAGGGGCUGGAUAUUACUUAUUCUCCACAGUUAGCCAUUAAAAUUAAUAUUAACUUACUUAGAGUGUUUAACGUGUUUCUCUGGUUCCGCAGGAUGAUUUAACAAAGCCACAAGGGCUCACCCCAGUAGCACCCAUUUGUGACGUCACCUUUUUAUCGGGCCGACGGACUAUCCUAAGCAAAUGACAGCUAAUUGGCUGCCAGAUCUCACGGGCUGCGUUGUCUCGCUUGAAACUUGACUCCUGCGUACUGCCUAUGGGUAUCCCUUCUCGGAAGUGCCAAACAGUAAAAACCCUAUGCCCACAAACAUCCGAGGAUCAGGUCAGGAGGCUGUGAGCUACUCUCCCCAUUGCUUACCUGAUAUUGCUGGAUAAGGUCUCACCGGGAAAACUGAACCCUAUAAUAAUAAAAUUGCCAAAGGAGCGAAAAUUUCUCGAAGAGGAAUUUCCUCGACGACGCCAUUUAAUAUUUCUCCACAGUUAGUCACCCAGAGUCUACUGGGCCUGCUUAUCAGAUUUUGCCUAAAAUUUCAUAUGACCAGCAUCCUAACAAACACAUAAUUUCGAAAAUCCCAAAAACAAUUGGCGUUCUUGGAGGCGGCGUGGCAGGGCUUGUAAGUGCAAAAACCUUCAAAUUACAAGGCUACGACGUAGAACUUAUUGAUAAAAAUCCUGGGGUCGGAGGAGUCUGGCAUAAAAAUUACGACAAUGCAGGACUUCAAGGGCCAAAAGAAACUUAUCAUAUUCCUGAUUUUCAUAUGCCAGAGAGUUAUCCAACAUUCCCAAAGCAAGGACAAGUAAAAGCAUGGCUAGAAGCUUAUGCUGAAAAAUUUGGCUUGAAUUCAGUAUGCAGUUUCAAUAAAGAGGUCAAAAAUAUUACCCAAAACCCUGAUGAGACUUGGAAAUUGACUUUUAGUGACGGUACUACCAAAGAUUAUGACUUCCUUAUUGUGGCCGCUGGGCUUCAUAAUAACCCAAAUAUCCCAAGUUUUAAAGGACAAGAAAAAUUUAAAGGAAAAAUAUGAAAAAUUAAAUAAGAAAUUUUUAGAGGAAAAUAAGGAGAAUAAUUAUUUCUGAUAAAAAAUAGGGUAAAUAGCAAUGAAAAUGUGGGGAAAUUAAUAGAAAUUUGAUACUCCACAGCAGCCAAUUUAUAAAUGCAAAGCAUUUAUGUGAAAAUAAAAAAGUCAUCGUGGUUGGGUCUGGAAAAAGUGCAUUUGAUAUAAUGAACACAACACUAGAAUACGGCGGAAAGCCAACUGGGCUAAUCAGAACUGUAGGAUAUAGCUUCCCCGAAGAAGAAAAGCCUUAUGGAAUCCCUUUAUGGGUCACUUUACUAUCUAGAUUUAUGUACACCUUUGGCAUUAUUUUUGAUACCGAAAAUUCCUUUAUUCACAAAUAUCUUUAUCCUAUUGAAUAUUUACUUUUGAAAUUUAUGGAUUUGCAAUUCCGAUAUAAAGCAAUCAAAGAAUUUCAACCUGACGACCAAAAGUUCCAUUUUAUUGAAACAGCUGGGCUUCGACAAGAGCAUACACAAGAAAACAUUCGCAAUGGAAAAAUAAAAAUUAUUAAAGGCACAAUUUUGGGUUAAUGAUUUUUUCAGUUAUUAUCUCUCUAGAGAAAUUUCCUCGAUUUCUUUUUUAUAAAAAGCGCCUUAAGAAGUGAAAAUUCUUAGACUCAGACCAAGAAAAUGUUUUUAGGGGAAAAUUUUUGACCAAAAAUUAUAUGUCGCAAUUUCUGAAAUUCAAGAAAAUGGUGUCAUUGUAAAUGGGAAUUUCAUAGAAGCUGACACUAUAGUUUAUGCGACUGGUUUUAAUGCCCAAUACUUUAUAGAACCUCUAAAAGAAGACGGGUUUUGGAGUUAUAAACACAUGCUAAUCCCUGGGAAACGAAACGUGGCUUUCGUAGGUGCUUUUAUUACUAUUUAUACGUCGCUUUGGUUUAAUAUUCAAGCUAUGUGGAUUAAUGAUAUGCUGAGAGGGCACGUAAAAGUCCCAUCAAUUGAUGAUAUGAAAAAAGACAUUGAGGAGAAGAAAAAGCAAGGAUUUGCCUAUUAUCCGGCUUAUAAACAUAAGCCGAUAUUUAUUAGCUCACAAACUUACUCUCCUUUCUAUAUUGAUGAUCUGUUGAAAGAAAUGGGGAUUAAUAGCGUAAGGGAAAAAUCAAUGUUUAGGCACUGGCUUUAUCCUUUUGACACAAAAAAGUAUGAGGCUGUUGCCACACACCAUAUUUAA
Messenger RNA from Blepharisma stoltei, 2278 nucleotides. Lineage: Eukaryota; Ciliophora; Heterotrichea; Heterotrichida; Blepharismidae. The record is from the annotation of a GenBank genome assembly.